Messenger RNA from Apis cerana (Asiatic honeybee), 2268 nucleotides. Its product is annotated as venom allergen 3-like. The record is from RefSeq and is a predicted model, not a curated record. NCBI's taxonomy places the organism in Eukaryota, Metazoa, Arthropoda, Insecta, Hymenoptera, Apidae.
CUGUAUAGGCCAAAAUAACUGCACAGUUUUAUCAUACACAUGUAGUGGUAGGCCUGCAUAGGCGUGCCUGUACAGUCAUAAUUGACAGACUUACCGGAACGUGUGGUCGAACAUUAUUAACGAACAUCAUUUCCGGAAGGAAAAAUAUUAUCCUUCGUCGCGGGGCUGGCUUGUCACUGUUUCAUUGGAAAAUCGAUUCGGAAAACAUCGCUCCGGGGUGAAGGUAGCGGCGAGAUUACCCGGACAGUAGUGAAACGCAAAAGAUAAAAUGUCGUGGUGAAUUUUUGGCUGUUGAAACAUACGACGAAAACCGCCGGAAUGACAGGUCAUAUCUGGUUCUGCUUCUUAUUGUUCUUAACGGGCUACUGUGAUUGCUCACUAACGGGGACAAUAUCAUCGUUCCCGAUAAACCUCGAGAACAAUCCUUACUGUCGUAUUUGCCCCAAUCACACCAUGUGCCGAUUUCCGCUCGAUACUGAUGGCAUUAGAUGUAUAAACCUCCAGCAUGCUGAUCUGGACGACAAAGAUAUUGAAACUAUACUCCAUUGGCACAAUACUUAUCGCAAUACUGUGGCAAGUGGGAAAGAAAUACGAGGAAAUCCAGGUCCACAACGUCCAGCAAAAUUUAUGAUGGAAGUGAUGUGGGAUGACGAACUUGCUCUUAUCGCGAGACGAUGGGUGGUACAGUGCAACCUUCUCGAGAAAGAUCAGUGCAGAGAUGUUGGAUUUGGAGUAUGGCAGAAUGUGCACAUUUUCGAAAUAGAUAACAUGGGAAACCUGUCAUCCAUCGCAAGGAUUCGCUUUCAUAUUCAAUCAUGGUACGACGAAGUAGAAGAUUUCGAUUCGGCGGAAUUCGGAUUGGUGAAUUUCGUCGCAAAAAGUAACUUGCCUUACAUUCCAUUCGCGUUGUCGACAAUCAGUCGGAUCGGUUGCGGUCGUGCAAUUUAUACACAGCGAUCGAGAUUCAAAGUUAAAAACAUGGCGACGUCGUCAACCGAACAUACAAUAGCCAUUGCAUACGGAGAAGUUCGUGUGGAGGCUCUGGUGUGCAAUUACGGCCCUCUCGAUUGGAACACACCAAGAGAAUUGUACGAAGAUGGUGUACCGGCAGUUUGUCCAGCGGGAACGAUGCGGAGCACACAAUAUCGAGCCCUAUGUCAAAAGUUUCAGGGAUGGCAUACACAAAAGCAGCGUAAAGUUCAAGAGAAGCGAGGUAAAAAGAACAAUGGAACAACGAACAACAAAUUUCUGAAAUCUACAGUUUAUCUUAUUCAACUAGUAUUAUUAUUUCUGAUACGCCUAUUGACGUGAUCGUCCACUUAUCGUCGUUAUCCGAUGUGCUAUUAAUAGACCGUAUUCACCAGUUAACCACUGUUUAUACCAUAGUCACCGGGGUCGGCUCAUUAACUUCGAUAACGAGGAACUUGGAUCUACUAAACGCGUCUAUCGCCUACCAUGUUGACUUCUUACUCGGUCAAUUUGCCGUCCUCUUACUUUUUUUGUCAACUCCAAGAAUUUGAUCUUACGAUUAAACGACCGUGACGAGGCAACACGAACCUGCCUACAGAAAAAAAAGGAGGAAAGAACGAAGGAAAAAGAACGGACCCGACUUGUCCAGAGCGAUAAUUGAAAGAGACCGAAAAGAGAAUCGGGACAAGGCGGUUGAUGAAUAUUUCAGCGAGGAUCAAGGCUGAGAAUUAUGGGGCGGAAAAGGAAGGGUCUCUGUGGAGGGAACAGCUGGAAAAGGACGUGUCGUGGAUUUCGUUUCAACGAAGAAGAAACGAGGAAAUCGACGUUCCGUAAGUGGAACGGUGUCGACGCCCGUUUUGCGUUAUUUUCUUGUUUGGUCGCGAUGUCGGCCCACGUUUUUCCUCGUGGCAUAUUUGUUGCCUGACGUGUCGUCGAGUAGUGUUCGAUUGGUCAGAUUGCCCUUUCCAAGAUGGGAGCAAAUACUUACUAUACGCGUAAGCGAAAUUUGGAUCAUAUUUUGAUUCUGGUGCACCUGGUGUAAAUAGACAAAGAUGGUUCUAUUAAAAUAAUCGUUAGUUGUACAUAUAUUAUAAUAAGAAAAAUGAUAAAUUGAUACUUUUAUUUUUUAUUUUUAAGUUAUUCUAAGAAAAUAGAUGUUGUAUAUUCAUAAAUUGAAUUCUAUAUUAUCUGAUAUUUGUUAAUAAUUUUUAUUUAAGAGAUAUAAUGAUAUUUCAUUGUAUUAUCUUUUUAUGUAUUUCAAGAGAAUAGAAAUGAAAAUAUAUGCAGUAUUAUCUAAAA